This is a messenger RNA of Echinococcus granulosus, 1356 nucleotides long. Its product is annotated as Beta-enolase. The record is from RefSeq and is a predicted model, not a curated record. Gene Ontology annotation, molecular function: magnesium ion binding; phosphopyruvate hydratase activity. The transcript has 7 exons. NCBI's taxonomy places the organism in Eukaryota, Metazoa, Platyhelminthes, Cestoda, Cyclophyllidea, Taeniidae. Gene Ontology annotation, cellular component: phosphopyruvate hydratase complex. Bases 1 to 1356 code for a protein of 451 amino acids. Gene Ontology annotation, biological process: glycolytic process.
AUGGCGAUGCUGAAAAUUUUAGGGCGGCAGAUUCUCGAUAGUCGGGGUAAUCCCACCGUGGAGCCAACUUCUCAAAGCUCCUUCUACACAAACGCGAUACCUUUUACAAUUUUAUCAUAUCUAGGUUUGUUUCGUGCCUCAGUGCCAAGCGGCGCGUCGACUGGUCUGCACGAAGCCUGCGAGUUGCGUGACAACAAUCCGCAGGAGUUCAAUGGUCUCGGCGUGAAAAACGCGGUGCGCAAUAUUAACGAAAUCAUUGGACCGGCACUGCUGAAGAAGGACCUCCUCGUCACUCAACAGGCUGAAAUUGACAGCUUCAUGGUCAACGAACUCGAUGGCACUCCUAAUAAAAGUCGUUUAGGCGCCAACGCCAUUCUCGGUGUUUCAUUGGCUGUCCUCAAGGCCGGUGCUGCCGAACAGCGUAUUCCUCUCUACCGUCAUGUGGCUAACAUGGCUGGGGUGACAAGGGUGACCCUUCCUGUCCCCGCAUUUAAUGUAAUAAACGGUGGCAAGCACGCGGGCAACAAAUUACCCAUGCAGGAGUUCAUGAUCCUUCCAGUUGGCGCUAAGUCUUUCGGGGAGGCUUUGCGAAUGGGUGCAGAGACAUUCCACCACUUGAAAAAUAUAAUCCGUCGAAAAUACGGUAUUGAUGCUUGUAACGUGGGUGAUGAAGGUGGUUUCGCACCCAACGUUAGUGGAGCUCAUGAAGCCCUGGAUUUGCUCACCGAGGCCAUAGCUACAGCGAAUUAUUGUGGCAAAAUAGUCAUUGGAAUGGAUGUAGCGGCCUCGGAGCUCUUUGAGAAUGGGAAGUAUAAUUUGGGUUUCAAGGACGCCAAACGGGAUCCGGGAGAUAACAUCACUGCGGAGAGACUGAUGGCAUUGUAUAACGAACUUCUUGCCAAGUAUCCCAUUGUCAGCAUUGAAGAUCCCUUUGAUCAGGAUGAUUGGGAACCCUGGAUGAUUUUCACAAAGCAGUCGCGAAUUCAGAUCGUCGGCGACGAUCUUACGGUUACCAACGUGGAGCGGGUGCAGAAAGCCAUCGACAUGGGCGCAUGCAACUGCCUUCUGCUGAAGGUGAACCAAAUCGGCACCUUUACGGAAGCUCUGGCGGCCACGAAGCUGGCCCGAUCGAAGGGCUGGAAUGUCAUGGUUUCCCACCGCUCCGGUGAGACUGAGGACUCCACUAUUGCGGAUAUUGUCGUCGGUCUCAAUGUCGGACAGAUUAAAACUGGGGCUCCGUGUCGUUCCGAGCGCCUAGCCAAGUACAACCAGUUGCUGAGGAUAGAGCAAGAACUUGGCAACCACGCUGUGUAUGCUGGCGAAAGUUUUAAGCACAUCUUAAACCCUAUCAAGUGA